CCCCCAUCUCACCCCGAGUUUAAACUUUAUUUUGUGUUUAUCAGUUUUUGUCAUCUAUGCUUGUUUGGCACUUUUCCCAGAGGGAAUCCUCUGGUGAUUUGACUGUUCCCUUUUUCGUUGUUGUUUAGAUUAAUUUUGACCUUUUGCUGAGUUCCUUCCCUUUUCUCUAAAUUUUAAAUUCAUUUGUAGCUAGUGAUGCUCUUUCUUUCGAGCCUUGUGGUGUUUUGGAGCCGGGAGAGGAAGGUGGAUGGGUAAUGUUUUCAUUUAUAUUUAAGGAGGUUUGAUAACUCUUCAUAAAGGAAGCACAAUUCCCAAGGAAGAGAAGAGAGGACUAAUUUUUGCUUGGUUCUUCCUGAAAAGGACUCCAAUUUCCUUCAAAUGUUAUGUGCCUUCUCCAGGAGGGGCGGCAGGGAGGGAGAAAUGGCCACAAGGUUGCUGCCAGCCCAUGUGCAGAAUGAUUUCAAGUGCUUCUCUCGUUCGGCCACUGUGCCUCAUCUUCCCGGGGGCACAGUGCUUCCUUCACAGAAGGAGUCUGUGACGUUCAGGGACGUUGCUGUGUUCUUCAGCCAGGACGAGUGGCUGCGCCUGGACUCUGCACAGAGAACCCUGUACCGGGAGGUGAUGCUGGAGAACUAUGGCACCCUGGUCUCGCUGGGAAUUCUCUUUUCCAAACCAAAGGUUAUCUUCCAGUUACAGCAAGGGGAAGACCCCUGGAUGGUGGAAAAUGGAGUUUCUCAAGACCCACGUGUAGGAUGGGAGAGCUUGUUUGAAACUGCAGUUUCUGAAGAAGACAAUCAGGAAGUAAUGAAUAAACUCCUAGGUGAUGGUCCGUUUGACUUCAAGUUGGGGAAAACCUACGUAAAUGAGGACAAGCUAGAGAAGCAGCAAGGCAAAAAGAACAAACCUUUCAGGAAAGUUUUAGUUACCAUCAAGAAUACGUACCUUAGGGAGAAGAGCUUUAUGGGUAUUGAGCUAGGGAAAAAUCUCAGUCUAAAGUCAUCCCUUGUUAGAAAACCCAGACUCGUUUCCAGGGGAAGGAAACCCCAUUCACAGCAGUAUUCCAUUCUGUUUAAACAAUUGGGAGUCAACACGGUUCGCAAAUGUUACAAAUGUAACAUCUGUGGGAAAAUCUUCCUCCACAGUUCUUCCCUGAGUAAACAUCAGAGAAUCCACACUGGAGAGAAGCUCUAUAAAUGCAAGGAAUGUCGUAAAGCUUUCAGCCAAAGCUCGUCUCUCACUCAGCACCUUAGAGUUCACACAGGAGAGAAACCUUACAUAUGCAGUGAAUGUGGGAAAGCCUUCAGUUUCACCACCUCUCUCAUUGGACAUCAGAGAAUGCACACUGGAGAGAGACCCUAUAAAUGCAAUGAGUGUGGCAAGACAUUUAAAGGAAGUUCAUCCCUGAAUAAUCACCAACGGAUUCAUACUGGAGAAAAGCCCUAUAAAUGUAAUGAAUGUGGGAGAGCCUUUAGCCAGUGCUCCUCUCUGAUUCAGCAUCACAGGAUUCACACUGGAGAGAAACCUUAUGAAUGUAGUCAGUGUGGGAAAGCCUUUACCUCAAUAUCGCGGCUAAGUAGACACCAUAGAAUUCAUACUGGAGAGAAACCCUUUAAUUGUAACGAGUGUGGGAAAGUAUUCAGUUACCACUCAGCUCUUAUUAUACAUCAGAGAAUUCACACUGGUGAGAAACCUUAUGCAUGUAAAGAAUGUGGGAAAGCCUUCAGCCAAAGCUCUGCUCUGAUACAGCAUCAAAGAAUUCAUACAGGAGAAAAACCCUACAAAUGCAACGAAUGUGGGAAGGCUUUCUCCUGGAUUUCACGGCUUAAUAUACACAACAGAAUCCAUACCGGAGAGAAACCGUACAAUUGUAAAGAAUGUGGAAAAGCCUUCAGUUCCCACUCAGCAGUUAACACUCAUCGAAAAAUUCAUACUGGAGAGAAACCUUAUAAAUGUAAUGACUGUGAAAAAGCCUUCAACCAAAGCUCAGCUCUCAUUCAGCACCAGAGAAUUCAUACUGGAGAGAAACCAUUUAACUGUAAAGUAUGUGGGAAAGCCUUCAGACAGAGUUCCUCCCUCAUGACACACAUGAGGAUUCAUACAGGAGAGAAGCCUUAUAAAUGUAAAGAAUGUGGUAAGGCUUUUAGUCAGAGCUCAUCCCUUACCAAUCACCAGAGGACUCACACUGGAGAGAAACUAUAAAUAAAACGCAUGUGGAAAAUCUUGCAACUGAAGUUCAUUUCAUACUAAAUUUCAAAAACUUCAUCCUGGGCAGAAAGUGAUGAAGGGUAGUUGAUUGUGAGUUAAACUUCAGAAUUUAGACCACCUCAAAUGAGACUUCAUGAUGCAGGUAACCUUAGGUAUAUUAGGAAAGCUUCUAUAAAGUGUUAUCCCCCCCCCCCAUAGCUUUUCAAGUAGAGAGUUUGUAAGGUUCUUUUCUCUUCUUCCUGGGGAUAUUGUGACGAGAGCCCCCCCAGCUUUCGCAAGCGUCACAGGGAAGCAUGUUGAUUUAUGUUGAAGUGCAGCCAUAAAAUCCAGACUUUAGAUUAUGGAGGAAUCUAUUUUUUUGAAACAUUUAAGUGUUAUGCAAGCCAGUUAUGCUCAGAAGAAUGUUUUGGAGAAGAAAUGUAAGCAGGUGACCUGUACUACCUCAUUGUCACUAAAAUGUGUUUUUUAAUAGUUUCAAAGAAAAUUCUGUACUUGGUCGUUGUGGAAACUUUUGUGUUGCUUCUUUUCUGCUUUCCAGGCCAUUUACCUGAAAAGAAAAUCACUCUGUAAACUCUGCGGGCACACAGUCCUGUGAGUUUUCUCCCUAUUUGUUCCAAACUCUGAAGCAGAUCUAAAAUCAUUUUAUUUUAAAUCACAAAAUGCAUGGUAUUUCACUUGGUUUUAUCCGAAAGUGAUUACCUGAAUUAAAGGUUAUUCAGACAA
Messenger RNA from Neofelis nebulosa (Clouded leopard), 2928 nucleotides. It is a transcript of the gene ZNF879, whose product is annotated as zinc finger protein 879. The record is from RefSeq and is a predicted model, not a curated record. Bases 379 to 2199 code for a protein of 606 amino acids. Gene Ontology annotation, molecular function: DNA-binding transcription repressor activity, RNA polymerase II-specific. The transcript has 6 exons. Lineage: Eukaryota; Metazoa; Chordata; Mammalia; Carnivora; Felidae. Gene Ontology annotation, biological process: negative regulation of transcription by RNA polymerase II.